This is a messenger RNA of Bacillus rossius redtenbacheri, 394 nucleotides long. RefSeq names its product longitudinals lacking protein, isoforms A/B/D/L-like. The transcript has 2 exons. The record is from RefSeq and is a predicted model, not a curated record. NCBI's taxonomy places the organism in Eukaryota, Metazoa, Arthropoda, Insecta, Phasmatodea, Bacillidae. The coding region runs from base 1 to 321 and encodes 106 amino acids.
AUGUGCAUCUACUCCCAUUUGUUUCUGGUUGGAGCGCUCUGUGUGGACUACAGUAAGUGGGUUGGCCUUGCAGGUGGCGAGUGCUGGGCGGUGGACGCAGCGCGGUUGCCCCCCGCCGGAGCGAGCUCGUACCCCUGCCGCUCGUGUGGCAGGCGGUACCGGCAGCAGUGCUCCCGCUGGCGCCACGAGAACUACGAGUGUGGCAAGGCGGCCACCUUCCAGUGCCCCGCCUGCUGCUACAAGGCCAAGCACAAGUUCAACAUGCAGAAGCACGUGCGACUCAAGCACGCCUGGCUCGGGGGUGACAACCCCGCGGACUGAGUCGCCCGCUGGGCCGAGGGCAGCUUCUGUUUGGGCUGUUCCUGAAUUUUUGUUUUCCUAAGCGUUUUCAAUU